CCAAGAAAACAUUGUAAAGAAGAAUCAGCACAAAGUUAUCCAGUGUCUGAAAGCCCUGAUGAACACACAGUAUGGUUUAGAAAGAAUUAUGAGUGAAGAGAGGAGCCUUUCCUUGUUGGCAAAAGCCAUGGAUCCCAAGCAGCCCACUAUGAUGGCAGAUGUGGUGAAGCUUCUGUCUGCAGUGUGCAUUGUUGGGGAGGAAAGCAUCCUUGAAGAAGUGUUAGAAGCCAUGACUUCGGCUGGAGAAGAAAGAAAAAUUGACAGAUUUUUUGCCAUUGUGGAAGGCCUUCGGCACAAUUCAGUGCAACUGCAAGUAGCUUGUAUGCAGCUCAUAAAUGCCCUUGUUACAUCUCCCGAUGAUUUGGACUUCAGGCUUCACAUCAGAAAUGAAUUUAUGCGUUGUGGAUUGAAAGAGAUAUUGCCAAACUUAAAGUGUAUUAAGAAUGAUGGCUUGGAUAUACAACUUAAAGUCUUUGAUGAGCAUAAAGAGGAAGAUUAUAUUGAGUUCUCCCAUCGCCUUGAAGAUAUUAGAGCAGAAUUUGAUGAAGCAUCUGAUGUUUACAACAUGGUGUGGGACACAGUUAAAGAAACUAGAGCAGAGGGAUAUUUUAUUUCUAUUCUUCAGCAUCUCCUGCUUGUUCGAAAUGAUUGUUUUAUAAGACAACAGUACUUCAAACUAAUUGAUGAGUGUGUGUCACAGAUUGUGUUGCAUAGAGAUGGAAUAGACCCAGACUUCACAUACAGAAAAAGACUAGAUUUGGACCUAAGUCAGUUUGUAGAUGUUUGCAUAGAUCAGGCAAAACUACAAGAGUGGGAAGAGAAAGCGUCAGAACAUGGCAAGAAAUAUGAAAAAGAAUUUACUGACCACCAAGAAACCCAGGCUCAGUUGCAAAAAAAGGAGGCAAAGAUUAAUGAGCUUCAAGCAGAGUUACAAGCUUUUAAAUCCCAGGCUCAGGUAUAUUAAGGUGAAACUGGCUCCUCAGCCCUUCCUUCAGCUCCACCAGCACUCUCUGAAGGAGUUCUGCCUCCCCCACCGCCACCCCCUCCCCCUCCUCCCCCACUUCCAGGAGUGGCAAUGCCAUUUGGUGGUCCAAUACCACCACCACCACCUCCCCUGGGAUUUCUCGGUGGGCAAAGCUCUCUUCCAUUAAACUUACCAUUUGGGUUGAAACCAAAGAAGGAAUUUAAACCUGAAAUCAGCAUGAGAAGAUUGAACUGGUUAAAGAUUGGACCAAGUGAAAUGUCUGAAAACUGCUUCUGGAUAAAAGUCAAUGAAAAUAAGUAUGAAAGUAUGGAUUUGCUUUGUAAACUUGAGAAUACAUUUUGUUACCAACAGAAAGAGAAAAGGAAUAUAAAUGAUUUUGAAGAGAAGAAAGUUAUUAAGAAAAGAAUUAAGGCACUUAAAUUUCUAGAUCCGAAAGUUGCUCAGAACCUUUCGAUCUUCUUGAGCUCCUUUCGGGUGCCAUAUGAGAAAAUCAAGAUGAUAAUAUUGGAAGUGGAUGAAACACAGUUGUCAGAGUCUAUGAUUCAGAACUUAAUAAAGCACCUUCCUGAUGCAGAGCAAUUGAGUUCAUUGUCUGAGUUUGGGAGUGACUACAACAACUUAUGUGAACCGGAGCAGUUUGCUGUUGUGAUGAGCAAUGUGAAGAGACUCCGGCCACGGCUCACUGCUAUUCUCUUUAAGCUUCAAUUUGAAGAGCAGGUGAACAACAUCAAACCUGACAUCAUGGCUGUCAGUACUGCCUGCGAAGAGAUCAAGAAGAGCAAAAGCUUUAGCAAGUUGCUGGAACUUGUGUUGCUAAUGGGAAACUACAUGAAUGCUGGCUCCCGGAAUGCUCAAACCUUCGGAUUUGACCUUAGCUCUCUCUGUAAACUAAAGGACACAAAAUCAGCAGAUCAGAAAACAACACUCCUCCAUUUCCUGGUGGAUGUAUGUGAAGAAAAGCACCCGGACGUUCUUCACUUUGUGGACGAUUUUGCACAUUUAGACAAAGCUAGUAGAGUCUCGGUAGAAAUGCUGGAAAGAAAUUUGAAGCAGAUGGGAAGGCAGCUUCAACAGCUUGAGAAGGAUUUGGAAACCUUUCCCCCUCCUGAGGACUUGCAUGACAAGUUUGUGAUAAAGAUGUCCAGCUUUGUUGUCAGUGCAAAAGAGCAGUAUGAAAAACUCUCCAAGCUCCUCGACAACAUGACACAAUUGUACCAGAGUGCAAUGCGCUACUAUGCUGUUGACAUGAAGAAGGUUUCUGUGGAAGAGUUUUUUAAUGACUUGAACAACUUCAGAACUACAUUCAUGCAAGCAUUAAAUGAAAACAUCAAAAAACGGGAAGCAGAAGAAAAAAACAAACGUGCCAGAAUAGCAAAAGAGAAAGCAGAGAAAGAACGACUUGAACGUCAGCAAGAGAAAAAGCGCUUACUAGAAAUGAAAACUGAGGGUGACGAGACAGGAGUGAUGGAUAGUCUGCUGGAGGCCUUGCAGUCAGGGGCUGCCUUCCGCGACAGAAGAAAAAGGACACCGAAGCUGAAAGAUAUUCGGCAGAGUCUUAGUCCAGUGUCUCAGAGGCCUGUUCUUAAAGUUUGUAAUCAUGAAAAUCAGAAAGUGCAGUUGACAGAAGGGUCACGUCCACACCACAGUAUCAACUGCAACUCCACCAGGACUCCAGUCGCCAAGGAGCUUAAUUAUAAUCUAGACACUCAGACGUCUACAGGGAGGAUCAAGGCAGCUGAGAAGGAAGCCUGCAAUGCAGAAAGCAACAGAAAAAAGGAAAUGGAACUUCUUGGCUCCGUUUCUAAAAGCGAAUCAGUUCCUGAAGUUGAAGCCCUGCUGGCAAGAUUACGAGCUUUAUAAAUUAAACUGGUUAAAAAAAAAAAAUGAUUAAGCCAAACACAAAGCCAUGCUUUCAGUUAUUACACUUGAAAAGUUGCUUUUAUGUAAGUGACUUUAUAUAGUUUAAAAUUAUGACAUAUAUUAGAAAAAAUAAGGCUAAAUACAUGCUUGCAUUGCUUUUCCUAUGUACUUGAAGUUGUACUCAAGAUUGUA
Molecule: messenger RNA, 3037 nt
Organism: Psammomys obesus (fat sand rat)
Lineage: Eukaryota; Metazoa; Chordata; Mammalia; Rodentia; Muridae
Gene: Diaph3
Product: diaphanous related formin 3
Exons: 23
Biological process (GO): actin filament polymerization; actin cytoskeleton organization
Cellular component (GO): actin filament; cytoplasm
Molecular function (GO): microtubule binding; actin binding; small GTPase binding
Source: RefSeq, a predicted model, not a curated record